GAAGGCAAAACCCUAAUAGAGCUUUAGCCGUUCGAGCUCUCUCCUCGAAAACCCUGACCCUAAUCUUGCCGGAAAUGGCGUUCACAGGGCGCAUGCGGGAGCUGAUGAAGAAGUACGGGAAGGUGGCGCUGGGCGUCCAUUUCUCCGUGUCCGCCGCCUCCAUCACCGGCCUCUACGUCGUCAUCAAGAACAACGUCGACGUCGAGUCCCUCUUCCAGAAGGUCGGCCUCCCCUCCGGCCUCCUCAACAAGGACCCCGCCGCCUCGUCCUCCGCUGGCGCCCCGUCCGGCGACCCCGCCGUCGUGUUGGACAGCUACGAUGCCCCUGCUCCACCGCCGCCACCGUCGCCGCCAGGAGAGGGGGAAGAGAAGAAGAGGAACAGGACGGCGGAGCUGGCGGCGUCGAGCGGUGGAGCGCUGGCACUGGCGAUCCUCUGCAACAAGGCUCUGUUUCCUGUGAGGGUUCCGAUCACCAUCGCCCUCACGCCGCCAAUCGCCAGAUUUCUGGCAAGGAGGAAGCUCGUCAAAACUCCAGUAUGAGCAUAGCUUCAUCUCUCUCUCUUGCUCUUGAUGUGUUUUUUUUCCUUUUCUGCCCCUAGAAUGGAUGAAUUGUUUGCCUGGUAUUGGGAAUUUAUGGUAUCAAUUUGGACCUAUGUUUUAUCCAAAUUAGUUCCCAAAGAUUGAAAAGAGAAUGGAAAAUUUGCUUCUUGGUAUGCU
Molecule: messenger RNA, 716 nt
Organism: Phoenix dactylifera (date palm)
Lineage: Eukaryota; Viridiplantae; Streptophyta; Magnoliopsida; Arecales; Arecaceae
Cellular component (GO): mitochondrion
Source: RefSeq, a predicted model, not a curated record